This is a messenger RNA of Meloidogyne enterolobii, 1082 nucleotides long. NCBI's taxonomy places the organism in Eukaryota, Metazoa, Nematoda, Chromadorea, Rhabditida, Meloidogynidae. The record is from the annotation of a GenBank genome assembly.
AUGAAUAAAUUAAAUCAACAAAAUUCGUGUUCUCCCUUACAUUAUUUAUUCGAAAAUAUAACUGAAUAUGUUUUGGAAAAGUUGGGUGAACGUUGUGCUGUUUCCUCAAUAAUUGUUCCAACAGCAAUAAUUUAUGGCCUAAUUUUGUUAAUUGGUUUAUUUGGAAAUAUUUGCACUUGCCUAGUUAUUUUAAAAAACAAAUCUAUGCAAAACCCAACAAAUUAUUAUUUAUUUUCUUUGGCUGUUUCUGAUUUACUUAUUUUAACUCUUGGCCUUCCAAUGGAACUUUAUGGAGUUUUUGAUGUUUUAUAUCCAUACAAAUUUGGAGAAUUUGUUUGUAAAGGGAGAGCUUUUUUGAUUGAAUUUACUUCUUAUGCUUCUAUUUUAACGAUUACUUGUUUUUCUGUUGAACGGUGGUUGGCUAUUUGUUUUCCUCUUCGAAUAAAACUCUUUUCUACUCUUGAUCGGGCAAUUCGUGUAAUUAUUGCUGUUUGGAUAUGUGCUUUUAUUGCUGCUCUUCCUGUUUUGGAUAUUGUUGUGGUUAAUAAAUUACCUCUUCCAGAUUGGACUACUGGGCAAAAAUGGUUGUUACCUCUAAUUUCUGAUGAUAAUUCUACUCUUAGAAAUACUGAUACUUGUGCUUUAGACUUUCACAGACCUAUAGCUCAACGCAAUUUUAUUUUGACAGCUUUUUUUCUUUUCUUCUUACUUCCAGCAUUAUUAAUUACACUUGUUUAUUGCCACAUUUUACAAUGUUUAUGUUCAUCAGUUCGUUCUUCAAAAGCAAUUUUUGGCGGUGAAAGAGCUCAAAAAAUGCGGUCAAGAAAAAGUUUACUUAAAAUAUUAGGUUUGCUUAUUUUAUUUUUUGUAAGAAAGAGGAAUGAAGUCCAGCCGGCUCUACAUCAGUCGGUAGAGCAGGCAUGGGUCUGGUUGAAAAAAGUCUGGGCAAUUUCGCGAUAUGGUCGGUUUUUGGUAUAAAAAAGUCCGUGUUUCAAUUUUCUAAGUCUUGAGUAAUCCGCCAAUACCUUUCGGUAGAGCACCUGUGCAUUGUGUGCGAAAGCAGUAACUGCAUGAGGCCGCAG